AUGGAGGAUGCACCUGUGUUGACAAUGGUGGGAGUUAUACAGGCUUCAGAUAAAGAUGGAGAUAAACUCAUAUACUCCUUUGCUACAGCUAAUACUGAAUUUUCCUUGGAUUCCGACACAGGACUAUUAACCUUAAAAUCAUCACUGAUAGAUAAGACAAGUAUAACAUUUACAGUGCAGGUGAAUGAUUCAAACAAGACAGGUACAGCUACAGUAACAGUGGAUGUAAUAGAUGUCAACAAUCACCCACCAAAGUUUAUUUCUCCAGUCUAUACCAAAACUUUAUCUGAGAAUGUUGAUGCUGAUGUUGUAACUACAGUGAAGGCUACAGAUGCAGAUAAUAGUCCUGAAAACAGAAAUAUAUCCUACCUUAUAGAAAGUGCAUGGAGACAAAAUUUCACCAUUGAUGCUGAAAAUGGUAUAAUAAAAGUAAAAGGUCACCUUGACAUGGAAGUAUUAAGUGACAGAGGUUUGAUUUCAUUUGCUGUCAUGGCAACAGAUCAAGGUAACCCACCCUUGACAGGUACUUCAACAGUUAGUGUAACUGUCACAGACAAGAAUGAUAACUGUCCAUAUUAUGAUGACAAGGAUAAAGAAGUCACUUAUGUAUUUGAAGAAUAUGCAAAACCACAAAAAUUCCAUGAUUUUAUGGCCAAAGACGAUGAUAAAACUCAGGCAAACAGAAACUGUUUCUAUGUUCUUGGAGCAUUAAAAGACUUAGAUCUGACCUAUGCAGCUGUUCAGGAUAGUCAAAAAAAUGUUUUACAUGUUGACCUAAGUGCUAUUGCACCCUUUAGAAUACAUGGCAAAGUUAAACAAGUCAAUUAUCUGAAGUUUCUUGCAUACAAUUUUCCAAAUAACUGCACUGGAAAAUUUAAAACAGCUAGUCAGGAAGUGAAAAUAAUAAUUCAGGAUGUCAAUGAUUACAGUCCUAGGUUUAAUUCCAGUAAAUAUUUAUUCACUGUAGAAGAAGAUGCUUAUCAAAGAAAUCACAUAAAAGUUGGCAGUGUUCAUGCAUUUGAUGAGGAUGCUACUGUAGAGUAUAAUACAGUUCAUUAUGGUAUCAGUAAAGGGAAUAGUCAAGGAAAUUUUCACAUUGACAAACUAAAUGGUGAUAUACUCUUAGUGAAGAAGCUGGAUUAUGAAACAGAACAAAACUAUACAUUGAUGUUUGCUCAGAAACUAUUGAAUAGAAUGACUUAA
Messenger RNA from Mytilus trossulus (common blue mussel), 1203 nucleotides. Its product is annotated as protocadherin-23-like. Gene Ontology annotation, molecular function: calcium ion binding; cadherin binding. The record is from RefSeq and is a predicted model, not a curated record. The transcript has 9 exons. Gene Ontology annotation, biological process: calcium-dependent cell-cell adhesion; adherens junction organization; cell morphogenesis. Gene Ontology annotation, cellular component: plasma membrane; adherens junction; catenin complex. Bases 1 to 1203 code for a protein of 400 amino acids. NCBI's taxonomy places the organism in Eukaryota, Metazoa, Mollusca, Bivalvia, Mytilida, Mytilidae.